This is a messenger RNA of Pterocles gutturalis (yellow-throated sandgrouse), 1143 nucleotides long. RefSeq names its product probable cation-transporting ATPase 13A5. The record is from RefSeq and is a predicted model, not a curated record. Gene Ontology annotation, cellular component: late endosome membrane. The annotation marks the transcript as partial. Gene Ontology annotation, biological process: polyamine transmembrane transport; intracellular calcium ion homeostasis. Lineage: Eukaryota; Metazoa; Chordata; Aves; Pterocliformes; Pteroclidae. Gene Ontology annotation, molecular function: P-type transmembrane transporter activity; polyamine transmembrane transporter activity. The transcript is spliced from 10 exons.
AUGGAGGAAAGGCUUUGGAAGGAUCACUGUGUGCUCCUCAACAAGGGUGAAGAAAAUGAGCUGGAGAUAUUUGGUUACAAAACCCAAGGCUGCCGAAAGGCUUUGUGCAUUGCUGGAUACAUCUUGUCCUGUGGGGCUCUGCUGCUGCUGUUUUACUGGAAGCCAGAGUGGGACGUGUGGGCAAACUGCAUCCGCUGCAGCUUGGAAGAAGCGGAUGUUGUUCUGCUCAGAACAACGGAUGAGUUUCAUAGAUACAGCCGGAAGAAGGUGACCUGGAUCGAUCUGUCCUCAUUGGCACCACCUGUUGGUAGUAAUUCAGAUGGUCCUCUUGUAGCUGAUAAAGACUCUGUCAUAAACAGAGCUGUAAUGAAGCCACAGUUAAAGAUGAGGUGUAUCCAGGUGCAGAAAAUCCGUUAUAUUUGGGACUUUUCUGUAAAAGAAUUCAAGAAAGUUGGUUCAUUAGAAGACAGCAACACAUGUCAUAGUAUACACCACAAGUUUGGAGUUGGCCUUACAAGGGAAGAACAGAAGAUCAGGCAGCUGGUGUGUGGGCCCAAUGCCAUUGAAGUUGAAGUUCAUCCUAUUUGGAAGUUACUUUUUAAAGAGAUUUUAAACCCCUUCUAUGUGUUCCAAGCCUUCACCCUCACGCUGUGGCUGAGCCAAGGCUACUUGGAAUAUACGAUGGCCAUCAUAAUCCUGUCCAUCAUUUCUGUUGGCUUAACGGUGUAUGACCUCAGACAGCAGUCUACCAAGCUGCAUGACCUCGUUGAGGCGCAUAACAGAAUCCAGGUUACAGUCUGCACAAAGAGUGGAGGUGAAAGCAUUCCAGUUACGAAAACCCCCUUGCCCCUCACGGAGAGUCUGAUGUCCUGGAAAACCCACAGCGUGGAAGGCUAUCGGAGACACGUCCUGUUCUGCGGGACAGAAGUCAUACAGACGAAGCCGAUGGGCAGAGGACCAGUGAGAGCUGUUGUGCUGCAAACCGGGUUCAAUACAGCCAAAGGUGACCUGGUGAGAUCCAUCCUCUACCCCAAGCCAGUGAACUUCAGACUCUACAGAGAUGCCUUCAAGUUCAUCGUGGGCCUCUCUGUCAUGGGUGUGCUCGCAUUCAUCUAUACCGUGUGUGUGUUCGUGUCCCACAAG